Messenger RNA from Acanthisitta chloris (rifleman), 299 nucleotides. RefSeq names its product tumor necrosis factor receptor superfamily, member 14 (gene TNFRSF14). Lineage: Eukaryota; Metazoa; Chordata; Aves; Passeriformes; Acanthisittidae. The transcript is spliced from 3 exons. The annotation marks the transcript as partial. Gene Ontology annotation, biological process: apoptotic process; defense response to Gram-positive bacterium; positive regulation of T cell migration. Gene Ontology annotation, molecular function: protein binding; transmembrane signaling receptor activity. Gene Ontology annotation, cellular component: external side of plasma membrane; membrane. The record is from RefSeq and is a predicted model, not a curated record.
GACACCGUGUUCACAAGCACUGCACUGCCUUUUCCGGCACGACGUGUGUGCCUUGUAUGGAGGGUACCUACACAGAGCACCCCAAUGGUUUAACAGAGUGCAGAGCAUGCAAGCUGUGUGAUGAGGGAGCCAACCUCAUGCCAGUAGCAGAGUGUACCUACACGAAGAACACUGUGUGUGGCUGUCUGCCCGAGCAUUUCUGCAGUAAUCCUGGGCCUGAAGACUGUGAACUCUGUGAGCCCUACACUGUCUGCUUGCCUGGCACCAUGGUCAAAGAAAAGGUGUCCUCCUUCCAGUAA